Molecule: messenger RNA, 1273 nt
Organism: Juglans microcarpa x Juglans regia
Lineage: Eukaryota; Viridiplantae; Streptophyta; Magnoliopsida; Fagales; Juglandaceae
Exons: 3
Coding region: 118-903 (261 amino acids)
Source: RefSeq, a predicted model, not a curated record
UCUUCUCUAUUUCUUUGUUCUUACUCCCAAUUCUGAACUCAAAAAUAUUCAAAAGAAAAGAAAAGUUAUCUCCGUUUAUUUUGGUUUCGAAUUUGUAAGAUUGAAAUUGAAGCAAUAAUGGGCUCAGACUCGAACUCAGCAGCAUCUACAUCGUCAACGUCAUCGCCCAGCGGAAAGCGAGCUAGAGAUCCAGAAGAUGAGGUUUACCUCGACAAUCUCCAUUCUCACAAACGCUACCUCAGCGAGAUAAUGGCGUCCAGUUUGAAUGGAUUGACGGUUGGAGACCCACUCCCUGAGAAUAUCAUGGAAUCUCCAGCGAGGUCUGAAAUCAUGUUCUACCCCAGGGAUGAGCUGUCCUUGCAGUAUUCACCAAUGUCAGAAGACUUGGAUGACACUCGAUUUUGUGAGACCCCCAUAAACACUUGCUCAUCCCAACCUGACAGUGUGCCCACCAGUCCUGUCUCUCCAUACAGGUAUCAAAGACCUUUUGGUGGAUUCUCGUACGCAACUUCCUCUAGUUCACACCCUUCACAUGGCUGUGCCGUUCCUGCUACUGUCACUUGUUCGCAGCCUCGCCAACGAGGCUCAGAUUCCGAGGGUCGGUUCCCGUCAUCACCUAGUGAUAUAUGUCAUUCAGCUGACUUGAGGAGGGCUGCACUCUUGCGAUCUGUGAUGAGAACACAGCCUACAGGCCCAUCAUUUCAUGAACUGGCAUUUUGUUCAGGACAAGAUCCUGUACCUAAUAUAGAAACUGAAGAGCCAUAUAUGAAGUCUCUGGUGGAUGAGAGGGAGUAUCAAAUUGAGGAGUGUUCUUCAAUGGGUGUGCCAGACUCUGAUUUUAACCGAGAGAGGUCUUGCAGAGUAUUGAAUAUGAAUGUUAAAGGGAAUGGUUCUGGGGAUUAGAUUCUUCAGGAAAGGCAUUAGAAGACAAAGCUCAAAUCUCAUCAUGGGCACUUUUUACUAUGGGAUCACUGUUGCUUGUGUUAGUUCAAAGCCCCAACAUAUGUCAACAUAUCUUGGCUGGAUCAUCUCAGCACUACAUAGUUUACUCAUGAGUUUGUUUGAAUUAUCUCAUCUUUUCAUGCACAGGUACAGUUGCUGACAGUUUCUUCUCUAAAAAUAGAAGAGUGUUCACUUGGGACGAAGUUUGUUUCCCAGUCUCUCCUGAUUCUAGGCAGCAACUUGAGCUUUGCUUGCGUUUUGAAUCUUUUGAUGUUGUAAAUAGAGGGUAUAUGUGGCAUUAUUUUUUAUAAUGGUAAUCAUUUACACUUAA